UCUUGUUUAUCCUUGUAGUUCCGUAGUGUCUUGGCUCAGGUAGUUUUGGAGUUCUGCUGCUUUAUAUAGUUCGUCUCGCAUUGCAAAUACCCUGAAUUUUUUCAUCGGUAGUUCGUUCUAAACCUGGGGUAUAAGGUUAGGCGUUAGCACCGCGGAGAUGGCCAGCGGGGUGGCUAGUGGCACUCACCAGUCGAAUAAAGGGCGAAGGAAUGGGAGAAAGGAAGAACCAAACUCAACUAAAGUCCUUUGCAGAUACCAUGUCCAUGGUGUGUGUCGCUUUGGGGACAGGUGCAAGUUCUCACAUGACCUUGAUGACCAACCGAAUCUAGUUUGUACAUUUCAUAAAAAAGGUGUUUGCGCUUAUGGUAAAGAAUGCAGAUAUGAUCAUGUGAGAGAUAAAAGUACUCGGAAACAUCCUAGUCCUGUGUAUGAAAAACCAAGCACAACUGCCGAUCUUUCGUCAUUCACAUCUCAUGAUGACAGUUGGGUAAAUGCCGCAGAAUUUGUACCUGGGAAAGUUUAUUCUCCAAGAGUGACAUCGUCAUACAGUAAUAUAUUGAAAAGCAAUGAUGAACUAGCAAGCUCCGUUAGGUCAAAUGGUUUUAAACAAAAUGAACAGGAAACUAAGCCAGUCGAAGAACUAUGUCCAUACUAUUUACUUGGUGAAUGCAGAUAUGGUGACGAAUGUGUCUAUUUGCAUGGAAAAUUAUGUGAUAUGUGUGGACUUCACAUACUUCAUCCUACCGAUCCACAUGAACAAGAGAAACAUAAAGAGGAGUGCUUGGCAAGUCAUGAAGAAGAUAUGAAAGAAUCAUUCAAAGUUGCACAGAGUUGUGAAGUGACUUGUGGCAUCUGUAUGGAAGUGGUUUGGGAAAAGAAAGAAAAAAGGGAAAGGAAGUUUGGAAUUUUAGAAAAUUGUUCUCAUGCAUUCUGUCUUGAUUGUAUCAGAAAAUGGAGAAGCGCUAAGUCAUUUAAUAAUACAGUUGUCAAAGCUUGUCCAGAGUGUCGAGUUUCUUCAUCUUUCGUAACACCAAGUGAUGACUGGGUUUCAGAUAAAGAAGAGAAAAAGAAAUUAAUCGAAGGGUAUAAAGAUCACUUAUCAAAGAAGUCAUGCAAACAUUUCGAUCAAGGCCGAGGAAAAUGUCCGUUCGGAGCUAAUUGCUUCUACCUCCAUGCGUAUCCAGAUGGUACAAAACAAGAUCGAUCAAAAAUUCCAAAGAGAGCUAGAAAUGCAGAAGGAAGAUUGCAGACCUUCGAUUCAUCAACAAUAUGGGAAUUCAUUGAAGAGCGGCACGAUCAUCCAUUCUUUGAUCUUGAAGAUGAUAGUAUGGAGUUAUUUGACCUGGUGUACCUUCUCGGUGCAAAUACGAGCUUAGGCGAUGAUUCAGACUCGUAUGAUCACUGGGACUGGUUUUUGGGAAUUGGUGAUAGUGAUGAAGAUAGCGACUUUUACUAAUUCUUGAUCACAUCAUUCAAGCUUGAGCUAUGUAUAGAAUAUACAUUGGAAGUAUGGCCUCUCGUAAUUCACGCUUGAAUACAAUGACCAAAUUUUACUAUAUGAAUAACAUGCAAGUGUAACCAUUUCGCUCGUGUAUUCUCAUAUGUGUAUACUGGUAUUAAAAUUAUGACAUUUAAUCAAACUAGGGCUCCAAACUUUAAAAUUCUAAGCAUUUCUAAAUUGUUUCUUAUUUUUUAAUUGACAUCUCAUUAAUUUUGAUGUGGAAUCGUGUGUGUGUGUGUGUGUGUUUUUAUUUAUAACUUGGCGGAUCCAUUUAAGAUAAUUGUAAUCUCACUUUUAUGUGUUUGCUUUGUUUGACUACACUUAUGAUAUUAUUUGUUUUUGCCUGGUGAUAACUUGCUUUAUAGAAUUUUAAAGUUUGUGGCCCCACUUAUUUGUAUCAACAACUUUUUUGCCUUGCCAACGACUUUACUUUAUCAAUGACUCAGUAAGAAUCCUGCAUCUUCAAUUUUCAACUGGCACUGCACUGUUUGUUUCUUAUUAGGAAAUUGCACCAAUCAGCUCUUGUUUAUCAAUCUCUGUUCAUUGACUACUUAUAUUUUCCCGAGAACGCCGCCAUUUAUAGGCUUAAUUCAUGUGUACUUUUCUUUUCAAUGUCGCCUUUCCAUUUUAUCGCCUUGAAAAUAUUAAAUAAACGCUGGUGAUUUUAAA
This is a messenger RNA of Styela clava, 2170 nucleotides long. RefSeq names its product putative E3 ubiquitin-protein ligase makorin-1. The record is from RefSeq and is a predicted model, not a curated record. Gene Ontology annotation, molecular function: metal ion binding; ubiquitin protein ligase activity. Gene Ontology annotation, biological process: protein polyubiquitination. Lineage: Eukaryota; Metazoa; Chordata; Ascidiacea; Stolidobranchia; Styelidae.